AUGUCGUCUGCCAGUCGUGAGAUCUCUCAGCGAAACGCCCUCCCAUCUUCACGUCUGCUCGAAAUUCUCAACUAUCGGAACCGCACAAGCCCCGUCCAUGCCCCCUACGGCCAAGGAAGGUCGGUACUGGCACUGACACAGCACUUAUCGCCACGCACCUUUACCACUGAAGCUACUCCUGGCCAGGAAGCUAUCCUCCUCCAUGACGCACUCUGGGAGCUGAACCGCCAAAUCGAAGCAGUAACCAUCGUCCGGGAGACCAUGCUGCGGGAAGUGCAACUCCUACAGCAAACCCUCGCAGCCCACCGCAGUGCAUUCCGCCGUAUUCCGAACGAAAUCCUCCUGCAUAUAUUCAGUUAUGUCGUCGAUCAGCCCCCGGAUCCCUUCGCGCCUAGCACACUGUGCUGUGUCUGCAGGGAGUGGCACAAGCUUGUGCUGAACGCCCGUGAACUCUGGACCCGGAUCACCUUCGAGCUGCCCAACCGCCGAAGUAGGAGUGACCCAUACUUCGACAUGAUUUCGACUGCCAGGGCCUAUCUCACGCGGUCUGAUCCUCUACCGGUUUCGGUAUACAUCGUAUCUCAGCUUCAGCAGCCGAACGCAGACGAAGUUGCUCUGCCACUCUCUAUCCUUUCCAACAACUUCGGACGUUGCGCGAAGCUGUACGUGUUCUAUGAUACGCUGGAGCCUAUGUAUGCCACACUCGACGCUCUUACUCGCUUCCCGCCAGCAACGCUGCUCGACACGUUAUCACUCACUGUGGGGCAUCAUAAGCCGGAACGUCUGGAAUACAUUGCAGUUGAUCGCCGGACCGAGCCAUACGCAUUCUUUUCAGGUCAUGCCCCAAAAUUAAAGCACGUUGAAUUAAACGGCAUUGCGGUCCCGUGGCAAGGACCAGCGGCCGCAUUAACUGGUCUUGAAGAAUUACGAUUAGCCAAACAACCCCGGGAGGAAAGGCCAUCUCUGCAAGAGUUCCUGCAGCUUCUCAAGGCUUCCCCAAAUCUCGAACGCCUGUGGAUAUUUCGCUCUGGCCCUCGAUGGGGUGACGGCGAGUGUGAGGACGUUCAGCUUUGCCAACUGACAGUCCUCAGACUGGUUGACGUCGCGCCCGAGAUCACCGAGUGUGUAAUGCCCUACAUCGCGAUGCCUUGCCUCGAGGCGCUGCAACUUUCAUUUUACGAUCAUCGUUCCGGUCAACGUCUAAACUCUUCCGCCGUUCUCAAAACGCUUUCUGGAACGAAGAAUUGGCUGCUAAAAAGCCUUCGACUAGAAAAUGCUAUGUUCAGGACGACUGCGCUCGUCUCCUUCUUGAUCGAGAGGGGUAAAGACCUGCGCGAGAUAUACCUGUAUUCAACGAGCGCCGACGACCAGUUGCUCGAUAUUCUGACGCCCUCUGCGAACACCGUGUGUCCGCAGCUCAUGAGUCUUACGCUGGAGAGAUGUGAUGACGUAUCCGACUGCGGACUGCGGAUCUUCUGGAAACAGAGAAAGGAAGGAGGUGUCCUGCAGAGGCUACACGUAGUGAACUGCGGAGGACUGAACCUCACGUAUGGAUAG
Messenger RNA from Dacryopinax primogenitus, 1557 nucleotides. RefSeq lists its product as uncharacterized. NCBI's taxonomy places the organism in Eukaryota, Fungi, Basidiomycota, Dacrymycetes, Dacrymycetales, Dacrymycetaceae. The record is from RefSeq and is a predicted model, not a curated record. Gene Ontology annotation, molecular function: protein binding. The coding region runs from base 1 to 1557 and encodes 518 amino acids. The transcript has 2 exons.